Messenger RNA from Xyrauchen texanus (razorback sucker), 5893 nucleotides. RefSeq names its product tripartite motif containing 2b (gene trim2b). NCBI's taxonomy places the organism in Eukaryota, Metazoa, Chordata, Actinopteri, Cypriniformes, Catostomidae. Bases 381 to 2390 code for a protein of 669 amino acids. The transcript is spliced from 12 exons. Gene Ontology annotation, molecular function: translation repressor activity; protein binding; ubiquitin protein ligase activity. Gene Ontology annotation, biological process: protein polyubiquitination; proteasome-mediated ubiquitin-dependent protein catabolic process; negative regulation of translation. The record is from RefSeq and is a predicted model, not a curated record.
GGGGGAGUAAGCCGAACAGAAACGAAAAGAGACUGUGCAAAACAGGCCCCUACCCCUCCUCUCCGGGAAAUGGGUCUCGGUCUGAUGAGUAAGACAAGAAGCCCCUGUAUCGCUGGUGCAUCUGAAGCUACACAGCUAUGGAGGAAAGGGCCCUGUGUCGAGUGAGGGGAGAGUGUGCGUGGCCCCUACAACCUGCGGUCUGUUCGACUCUUCAGCGGAUCAAAUACACAUCCUUACCUUAAUAUCGCUACACUAUAUACAAGCAAACACACACAACUUUACACACACAUAUUCACAUGCGCAUCGACUAAGCUCCACCUCUAUAAGGUUUGUGCUUUCUGCAUCCUUGUAUUGUGGGAGCAGUUACACCAUCCAACCGCAUGGAGGCACUGCAAGGUUCUCCUGAUAGCAGCAGUGAGGAAUGUACUGUACUGGAGGCUCUGCCUGGCAAGGGAACCGGACUAAUUUGCUCUCAACACAAAGGAAAAGUGCCUGUGUUAUACUGUUUGGCAUGUGAGAAUGCUGUGUGCGAGUACUGUAUAAAUGGGGAUCAUGCUGAUCAUCCUACUAAUUCACUGGAAAAUAUUGUAGACCAACAACGUACAGCACUACAGGACAGAGUGGAUGCAGCUAAGAACAGGCUGCCUCAGAUAGGAGAAGCGGUUCAGUGCCUGAGAGAUGUUCUGCUGCAGUUGAACUCUCAAAGGAGCUCUAUAGAGGAAGACAUCCAUUCUUCCUUCAGCGAGCUGCACAAAACCCUCGACACACGCAAGAGCGUCCUGCUCAUGGAGCUGGAAGUCACGUAUGGACUGAAGCAGAAGGUUCUGCAGGCUCAGUUGGAUACUCUUCUGCAGGAGGAAGCUGCCAUUAACCAUAACUGCAGCCUGACCACUGAGGCCUUGGAAGGUGAAAGCAAAGCUGUCAUUCUGCAGACCCAUAAAGAGGUAGGGGAUAGACUCAGUGACCUGACCAGCCAGGGCCUUCCCCUUCAACCAGAGGAGAACGACCAACUGGAUCUCAUGAUGGAGAUCGAAGGACUUCGCAAGUCCAUCCACAACCUAGGAACCAUCGUCACCACCAAUGCCGUGGCCAGUCAGUCCGAGGCAUCUGGAGAAGGUUUAGAGCAGUGCGUUGUAGGCCGACCUGCUUCCGUCCUCAUAACCACAAGGGAUAAGGCCGGAGGGUUGUGUAAGACGGGCAACGCCAUCAUCUCCGCGGAAGUCUUCACACCAGAUGGCAGCGUUGCAGAUGGCGAAAUUGUGGACCUUAAGAAUGGAAGUUAUGAAUACCAAUACACGGUGAAGAAGGAGGGGGAUUUUAGUCUGGCAUUGAGACUUUAUGAUCAGCAUAUCAAAGGCAGCCCCUUCAAAUUAAAAGUCACCAACUCUCCGGAUGACUCGCCACCUACCACCACAGCAGCCAAUGCGGCCUCCACGGGUUCCAGCGAUGGUGGGGCACGGAAGCGGAGCGCUAAGUCUCCAGGGAGCAGAAGCCGACAGAAGGGUGUGAGGCGAGGAGGAAGCUUAUUCAGUACCCCAAAGAAGAGAGUGAACCCGAUUGAGGAUGAUCUCAUUUUUAGAAUAGGAACAAAAGGGAGGAAUAAAGGAGAGUUCACAAACCUCCAAGGAGUAGCAGCUUCUUCAACAGAAAAUAUCCUGAUUGCAGACAGUAACAAUCAGUGUGUGCAGAUAUUUUCAAAUACAGGAGAGUUUCAAAGCCGGUUUGGAGUUCGUGGCCGGUUACCAGGGCAACUGCAAAGGCCCACCGGAGUGGCUGUACAUCCGAAUGGUGACAUCAUCAUUGCUGACUAUGACAAUAAAUGGGUUAGCAUCUUCUCCAGUGAGGGCAAAUACAAGGCAAAGCUGGGCUCAGGCAGGCUAAUGGGCCCAAAAGGUGUAUCUGUGGACCAGAAUGGUCAUGUUAUCGUUGUGGACAACAAGGCCUGCACGGUUUACAUCUUUCAGCCCAGUGGUAAACUCGUAACAAAGUUUGGCAGCAGGGGAAAUGGUGACAGACAGUUUGCAGGCCCACACUUUGCAGCAGUCAACAACAACAAUGAAAUAAUUAUCACAGACUUUCAUAAUCACUCUGUUAAGGUGUUCAAUGCAGAUGGUGAAUUCUUACUUAAAUUUGGCUCAAAUGGUGAAGGCAAUGGCCAGUUCAAUGCUCCUACAGGGGUCGCUGUGGAUGUCAAUGGGAACAUUAUAGUGGCAGACUGGGGAAACAGCCGUAUACAGGUGUUUGAUGGAAGUGGAUCGUUCCUCUCUUACAUCAACACAGCUGCCGACCCUCUCUAUGGACCCCAGGGCCUGGCUCUAACCUCUGACGGCCAUGUUGUGGUGGCUGAUUCGGGGAACCACUGCUUUAAAGUGUAUCGAUAUUUGCAAUGACUUAUGAGUGACUGCUUCAGUAUGGAAAGUUUGUUUGUUGGACAUUGAGGUCAUAAUAUAUGUGUCCAGCUCUUGCACUUCAUUUGAUGUUAUGUUAUUUUCAUCUACAUUUACAAUGGACAAUAUUGUCCCUCCUUGGUUUCUUUUGUUUUUGUUACUGCUUUUGGAUGACUCUCUGAGAAGACUAAAGGCCGAAACAUACUCUACACAAGUAUGUGAAUGCAGAUGCAUCUUGCAAUGCAAGCUCAAUUUCACGUGUCGUUGCCUUGUGAAACGCAAGUCCGCAUUGCAUUCUCAUCAUUGCCACAAGGGGCACUAUAGCGAGAUUAGUGUGAACUGUCCACUUGGGUGAGAAUAUUGCUGAGCAAUUAAGUGUAAGUCAGGACGAGUUCAGAAUGGCAUACAACUAUACUACUCUUUCUAUUUGUUCUAUAGGUAGAUAUGGCAGAAGUAGUUAGAGUAGAUCUCAUAAUCAGUAUAUUUAUAGAAACUUAACUGAAUAAUGACACCUCCAGUUGACGUUUGAUGGUAACUUUAUCCCCCCUUGAGUACUGAGGUUUGUUCCCUGCCACGGUAACGCAAGAAUGCACAUUAAGCAUGUUCAACUCGACUGCACGUUGGCAACGCGGUGGCCAAGCUAUCUCAUCUGCGUUCACGCACUUGCAUGGAGUAUGUUUCGGCCUUAAAGCUUGUUAAUCUACAUUGUAUAUGGGAUGCCUUGGAAUGCCUUUGUCAAGACUCCACACACUGCGUUUUGGAAAUAUUUCAGAAUUGAGACAACUGAAUGCAUUGGUGAGUAUACUAGCUAAAGAUUCAGCUCUUAUGUGCUGCAUGUGUGGACAAUGUGCAUGUGUCAUCCUAUUGAACAGAUCUCAAACACUGUUCAAUUCCUGUAUGUUGUAAAACAGUUCACCCCAAAAAUGAAAAUUCUGUCAUUGUUUAUUCACCCUCUUAUGAUUCCAUUAUCAAUGAAUAAUUGUUAAAAUGCUGGUUUACUUAAGACAAAGCUAUUGUAUGGCUUCCAAAGAGUUGGAAUAUAAUGCACAAGUAGUAUGGACUAUUUUUUAUUUUAUUUUUUUUGGAGCUUGGCAGAUCCAGUCCCCUUUCACUUUCAUUAUGUGGAAAAUAGUGGCCUGGGUCUUCAACAAUUCUCCUUUUAAUUUUUGGGGGAGCUUUUCCUUUAAGACCAUGGUAGGAUGUAAUGAUGACAAAUUAAUUAUUUGAAUGCUAAAUCAACACUUUUCUUAACAUAUUGAUGAGGUUACAAGUUAAAUCAUGCAGUCAAGAGAGCAGACAGCUGAAGCCUUUUAUCUCCCUGUCUCAGGCUCCAAGCUUUAGCAUUUGUCUUCCCAAUUCAACCCUUUCGAUCCCAUUCAUCUUACAGUUAACUAAUACAAGGCCUGGUUAUAAUUCUUACUAAUGUGCUGAUCAUACUCCAUCGGUGUCUGUUUAAUUUAUCCUUGAUUAAAAAAUUCUGUCCAAUAAGUGCAACAACUUAGACAUGACUUACAGUGUGGUAUUUUGGCAUUAAAAGCAAUCCUUCAAUCACAAUCAAACUGUUUGCCCUGCUUAAUGAUGUACUCUGUGUACUGUAUGUGUGUAAGAGACUAACAGUAGAUCACUUAAUGCACUGUUGCCUUGCAUACUUGCAUUAUAGAAAGAAACAAGCAGCAUAUAGCUCUUUAUUUAGAACAUAUUAGGACUCUAUAUUUUCCUUACAAAUACUGUUAAAACUGGAAAUAUCUAUAUAUUUGUGUAAUUAUUUUAAAUAAUGUUUUGAAGAAAAAGGUGUUGAGUGGUCUCUUGUUUGGGUUUAAAAUGCAAACAUUUCAGUUCACUUGUGGCCUGAAGUUAAAAGCAAAUAAUUAAAUCUAGAUUUUUUUUUUUCUUUGCACACAAUUGAUUUUCAACUUGUUAAUCAUUUUCUUGUGCAUCCCAGGAUUCCAUAUAGAGGAAUGAUUCACAUUGUAUUAAUAAUGUAAUACAAAUUCCACCAUAUGACUACCACACCUGGAGUUGCAAGUUUGAAUCCAGGGUGUGCUGAGUGACUCCAGUCAGGCUUCCUAAGCAACCAAUUGGCCCGGUUGCUAGGGUGGGUAGAGUCACGUUGGGUUAACCUCCUCGUGGUCACUAUAAUGUGGUUCUUGCUCUCGGUGGGGCAUGUGAUGAGUUGUGCAUGGAUGCUGCGUAGAAUAGCGUGAAGCCUCCACACGUGAUAGGUCUCUGUGGUAACGCACUCAAGCCACAUGAUAAGAUGCGCGGAUUGACGGUCUUAGACGUGGAGGCAACUGAGAUUCGCCCUCCGCCAAAUGGAUUGAGGCAAGUCAUUAUGCCACCACGAGGACUUAAGUGCUUUGGGAAUUUGGGAGGAAAAAAAUUACGUCAUAACUUAAUAGCAAUAGUAUUUUCAUUAUUAUUACAAAGAAAUGGUCACAUUUAACUUAUUAAAUUGUUUUGAUUUAGUACAGUACAUCUGUACUGUAAAUUGUAUGAUUUGAUGCGUGGCUUUCUUUUUUUUAUAUAAGGAUUGUAUGUAAAGAUUGUUUUGUAUUUAAAAAAAAGAGAGAGAGAGAUUUUAUUUGAAUGUUAAUGUUUUAUGGUCAUGUCCAUACAAAAUCAGCCUUAACAUAUAUUGUCUUUUCUGGAUAAAUUAUUUCAGUAGAAUGUUUUACUUCAUUUAACCCGGUGAUGUAUGCUUGUUUAUGACUUAAAACAGUAAUCUUGCGUAGACUGUGUUUACUUUUUUAUUAUUAUUGCUAUCACUUCAUCAGUGACAUCAUUAUCAUGCUAAUGUGCAGCACAUUAAAAAGUGACUUUAGAGCAGCUUGUUGUCCUUUUUUAAUUUAAACAAUCAGUGCAAAACUAAUACAUUUAAACUCUUUAAGACUCUCUGUUAACCACAAUAUCAAUAAUUUUGUAAAUAGUAAUACAUCUUCAGUAAAAAGGUUACAAAUUAUAUACAGUGGCAAGAAAAUGUAUGUGAACCCUUUGGAAUUACCUGCAUUUAUAUAGUGUUGUCUUAAAAUCUGGUUUGAUCUUUGACUAAGUUACAAUAAUGAACAAACACAAUCUGUUUUAACAAAAAACAAACAAAUAAUUGUAUUGUUCUUGUACAUAUUGAAUACAUCAUUCAAACAUUCACAGUGUAGGUUGGAAAAAGUUUGUGAACCGUUAGGCAAAAUAAAAGGUAAUUGGAGUCAGGAGUUGGCAUACCUGGCAUCAAAUUAAUGAAACGAGACUGGAGGUGUUGGUUAGAGCUACUUUGACUUAUAAAAAAUGCUCAAACAUUUUGAGUUUGCUAUUCACAAGAAGCAUCUGCUGACCAUACCUCGCAAAAAAGAUCUCCGAAAACGUACGAUCAAGAAGUGUUGCUUUGCAUAAAGAGAACACAGCAAAGUUAUCUCGAAGAGCUUAGAUAUUCAUCUGUACACAGUUAGACACAUUUUCUCUAACCGGAGAUGAUUUAGUACUGUGGCUACUCUCUCUAGAGGUGGCUGUCCAGC